Plenodomus lingam JN3 is the source of this 1029-nucleotide messenger RNA. RefSeq lists its product as uncharacterized. NCBI's taxonomy places the organism in Eukaryota, Fungi, Ascomycota, Dothideomycetes, Pleosporales, Leptosphaeriaceae. Gene Ontology annotation, molecular function: hydrolase activity; carboxy-lyase activity. Gene Ontology annotation, cellular component: cytoplasm; cytosol. The record is from RefSeq and is a predicted model, not a curated record. Gene Ontology annotation, biological process: secondary metabolic process.
AUGAAGGGCACCGUCGCAAUUGAAGAAGCGAUCAUAGAUCCCGCGGGCAUCAAGGCACACACCUUUGCGCAGUUUCAAAGUCUUAUGACACCAGGCAGCGACCCGACUUCCGGUCUUUCGGCACACGAGCAACAUCUUCUCGACAUUCAUGGCGAGCGUCUCAAGAAUAUGGACAAGCACGGCGUCGAGUACAUGCUACUAUCUUUGACCUCACCGGGCGCGCAAGGAGAAGCUGAUCCUGACAAAGCCAAACAUAUGGCUCAAGUGGCUAAUGACUACCUUGCUGGAGAGGUCAAGAAGAAUCCUAAGAGGUUUGGAGCACUUGCUGCAUUGUCCAUGCACAACGCACAAGAUGCCAUAGAUGAGCUGAGACGUGCAGUCAAAGAACUGGGAAUGUUUGGUGGCCUGAUCAACGAUUUCCAGUCGAAAGGUGUAGAGGCAAAAGAGAAGGUAUAUUUUGACACUCCUGAGUAUGAAUCGUUCUGGCAGGCUGUUGAAGAACUCGACGUGCCCAUCUACUUCCAUCCCCGUUACGCCAUUCCGCAGGAUCUCCAGUCAGGCACAAAGUAUGGCGAUAGGAAACAUCUGCUCGGAGCAGGAGUUCAGUUUCAUCUGGAUCUAAGCUGGCACUUGUAUGCGCUUUGCUCAUCAGGCAUCUUUGAUCGGUAUCCCAAGGUGCAGAUUGUUGCUGGGCACUUGGGUGAAGGCGUCCCGUUCAAUCUCUGGAGAGCGAGCCAUUGGAUAGAUCAUCCUUUCAAGCGUAAUGCGCGGCCCAUGAAGCACAAUUAUUCGUACUAUUGGACCCACAAUGUCUCGAUAUCCACAUCUGGAAAUUACAACACUCGAGGACUUAAGUUUUGCAUCGAAGAACUCGGCCUAGAUCGGUGCAUGUAUGCGAUUGAUACACCUUAUGAUACAGUGGAGGAGGCCCAGAAUUGGUGGAAGUCAGUUGAUUUACCUAGUGAUCAAAAGGAGGCGGUUGCGAGAACCAAUGCAAUCCGGUUGUUCAAACUGCCUCUUGAAGUGUAA